Messenger RNA from Erinaceus europaeus (western European hedgehog), 4851 nucleotides. It is a transcript of the gene ERMP1, whose product is annotated as endoplasmic reticulum metallopeptidase 1. The transcript is spliced from 15 exons. Bases 16 to 2697 code for a protein of 893 amino acids. NCBI's taxonomy places the organism in Eukaryota, Metazoa, Chordata, Mammalia, Eulipotyphla, Erinaceidae. Gene Ontology annotation, molecular function: metalloexopeptidase activity. Gene Ontology annotation, biological process: proteolysis. The record is from RefSeq and is a predicted model, not a curated record.
CGGCGGCUUGUGGCUAUGGACCGGGUUUCGGAGUCGGCGGCCGUGAGGCGGCACCGCGUCGGCGGGGAGCGCCGGGACGGUGCGGGGGCUCCGCCGCUAGCCGAGAGGGAGCCCCUUGCGCCGGAGCCCGAAGCCGACGCGGCCGGCGGCGGCGCGAGGACGCGGAAGCGGGGCGCCGCGGGGAGCGGGCUGUCGGAGGCGCGCGCGGCGCUGGGGCUGGCGCUCUACCUGCUGGCGCUGAGGGCGCUCGUGCAGCUGUCGCUGCAGCAGCUCGUGCUGCGCGGGGCCGCCAGCGCCUUUGACGCGCGCCGGGCCAGGGAUUAUCUUGAACACAUUACAUCCAUUGGCCCCAGGACGACAGGAAGUCCAGAAAAUGAAAUCCUGACAGUCCGUUACCUUUUGGAACAGAUCAAACUGAUAGAAAUCCAAAGCAACAGCCUGCACAGGGUCUUAGUAGAUGUACAACGGCCCACGGGCUCCUUCAGCAUCAACUUCUUGGGAGGUUUUACAAGCUACUACGACAACAUCACCAAUGUUGUGGUAAAGUUGGAACCCGCGGCUGGAGGAGCCCAGCAUGCUGUCCUGGCUAACUGUCAUUUUGACUCAGUGCCUAACUCACCAGGUGCCAGUGAUGAUGCAGUUAGCUGUGCAGUGAUGCUGGAAGUCCUUCGUGUCUUGUCAACAUCUUCAGAAGCCUUACAACAAGCUGUCAUAUUUCUCUUUAAUGGUGCAGAGGAAAAUGUCUUACAAGCCAGUCAUGGUUUUAUUACUCAGCACCCAUGGACCACCUCUAUUCGUGCAUUUAUUAACCUGGAGGCAGCAGGUGUAGGAGGAAAAGAACUUGUGUUCCAAACAGGUCCUGAAAAUCCUUGGUUGGUCCAAGCUUAUGUUUCAGCAGCUAAACAUCCUUUUGCCUCUGUGGUGGCUCAGGAGGUCUUUCAGAGUGGAAUUAUUCCUUCAGAUACUGACUUUCGUAUCUACAGGGAUUUUGGAAACAUUCCAGGAAUAGACUUAGCAUUUAUUGAGAAUGGAUACAUUUAUCACACCAAAUAUGACACAUCGGACAGAAUCCUAACAGAUUCCAUUCAAAGAGCAGGUGACAAUAUUUUAUCAGUUCUAAAAUAUCUUGCUACAUCUGAUAUAUUGGCUUCUUCUUCUAAGUAUCAGCAUGGAAACAUGGUCUUCUUUGAUGUCCUUGGCCUAUUUGUCAUUGCCUAUCCCUCUCGUGUUGGCUCCAUAAUUAACUGCAUGGUGGUAAUGGCAGUAAUUUUGUACCUGGGCAAUAAGUUAUUGCAACCCAAGCAUAAAACUGCUAACUACAUAAAGGACUUCUUCUGUGGGCUCGGCAUCACUCUCAUUGGCUGGUUCAUGAGCCUGGUCACUGUUCUCAUUAUAGCAGUGUUCAUCUCUCUUAUUGGACAGUCACUCUCAUGGUAUAACCACUUCUAUGUUUCUGUUUGUCUAUAUGGAACUGCAGCUGUAGCCAAAAUAAUAUUUAUACAUUCCCUCGCAAAAAGAUUUUAUUAUGUGAAUGCCAGUGACCAGUAUCUUGGAGAAGUAUUUUUUGACAUCUCGUUGUUUGUGCAUUGCGGUUUCCUUAUAGCUCUCACUUACCAAGGACUUUGCUCAGCAUUUAUUAGUGCUAUCUGGGUGGCAUUUCCAUUACUCACAAAGCUUUGUGUGCACAAGGACUUUAAGCAGCAUGGUGCCCAAGGAAAAUUUGUAGCCAUUUACCUUCUAGGGAUGUUUAUUCCAUACACUUAUGCAUUAUACCUCAUCUGGGCAGUAUUUGAGAUGUUUACACCUAUCCUUGGGAGAAGUGGCUCAGAAAUUCCACCUGAUGUUGUAUUGGCUUCCAUUCUGGCUGGCUGCACAAUGGUUUUGUCUUCAUAUUUUAUUAAUUUCAUCUACCUUGUCAAAGGCACAAAAAAAACCUUGAUAACUUUAACUGUGGUAUGUACAGUAACAUUCCUACUUGUUUGCUGUGGAACAUUUUUCCCAUACAGCUCCAAUCUUGCCAGUCCAAAGCCAAAGAGAGUGUUUCUUCAGCAUAUGACUAGGACAUUUCAUGGCUUGGAUGGAGACAUAGUUAAACAGGAUUCUGGAAUAUGGAUCAAUGGGUUUGACUACACUGGAAUGUCUCAUAUCACCCCUCACAUCCCUGAGAUCAAUGAUACUAUUCGAGCUCACUGUGAGGAGAAUGCGCCUCUUUGUGGUUUCCCCUGGUAUCUCCCAGUACACUUUCUGAUCAGGAAAAACUGGUACCUUCCUGCUCCAGAAGUUUCUCCAAGAGAUCCUCCUCAAUUCAGAAUCUUAUCCAGAGAAAAAACUUCCUGGGAUUCUGUGAAGUUGACCUUUGAAGCAACAGGACCAAGUCACAUGUCAUUCUACAUUCGAACUCAUAAAGGGUCAACACUCUCCCAGUGGUCUCUUGGCAAUGGUACCCCAGUCACAAGUAAAGGAGGGGACUACUUCGUGUUUUAUUCCCAUGGACUACAGGCCCCUGCAUGGCGGUUCUGGAUAGAAGUUCAGGUCUUGGAAGAACAGCCUGAAGGAAUGGUCACUGUGGCCAUUGCUGCCCACUAUUUUUCUGGGGUAAACAAGAGAUCCUCCCAGGUGGAUGCUCUGAAAGAGAAGUUCCCAGAUUGGACAUUUCCCUCUGCCUGGGUGUGCACCUACAAUCUCUUUGUGUUUUAAUCUUGUGGAUGAUCUCAGUGGAAUAUUUCAUGUGACAAGUUUCUCCAUGUUACGCAGAUGAAACGUUGUCAGUGAAAUUUAACAUGUUCUAAGAGCUUAGGGGGUUAACACUCUUGAAGGCCAAGCACUAUAAUGGGUAUGCUGUGGGGUAGCAGCAAUUCAUGGCCUUUUUGACACUUGAAAAUACUUUUCUGGCACUUAAGCACAUGUGGGCAUUGCCACUGCAUUUUAUAUGACCUUAAGGACAACAGCCAACAAACCACUACAGUCAUCGUCUCAUUAGGAUCGUGAGAGAUGUAUAAGGUACUGUAAGGCCAUUGUUAAAGUGAGACAGAUAUCAUUUGUAAUUAAAGUCUAAGACCAUUUGUUGUGUCAGUGGAUGAUAGGUAAUGAUUCCCUUCUGAGUGAGAUCUUAGGGUUGGGGGAGAAUCUUUGGGCUUUUGAGUCCCCCGCCUUUGCUGAGGGCUCCUGUCCUGUCAAGUAUAGAUUCACUGUUUGUAUCUUCUGAAACAGGCAUUUGUUCACCUACUUUUCCCUCUGAGUUUUCAGGUUUUUUUUUUUGAUUCAGAAUAUUGUUUAAUAACAUAACUUCCUUCCUCAGAGCACUGAAUUGCCAUCAUGGCUAUUCUGGGGUAGAGGAAUUGCCGGGAGUGACUGGACAUUUUAUAUGCUGUGUUUUGUAGGAGUAGGCUGUUAAACAAAGCUAAUCCUUUGACUUUCCUUAGAUGAAGUGUACAAGUGAGACCACUCUGCAUAUUUAUAGUUGCUGGUAUUCAGAUCCUAUACUAUUGGCAGCCUUAGGACUUAAAAGGUGCUUUUCAUUUUGAGUAUGGCUGGGUAAUUUUUGAGACAGCCGAGUUUGGUGAGAUCAACAAUAAAUUCAGCUGCUUUCAUUUUUUUCAACAUAUGUAUAUAUUUGGACACAUAGUCAUAGUAAAACACCUCCAAAAGGUGGCCCUCAGAUCCUCAAUAGAAAGCAUAUAAUCACUAUGCUUUCUUUGUAGGAAAAUUUUUCUUAAAACUGCUUACAACUGCUUACUUACACUGUGUACUUUCUUAAUCAUGCUCCUUGUGCCUAACUUGUGAUUCCUUCAAAAACUGACUUGACCCCCAUAAACAGCAGGGCUGUCACCAGACAUAAAAAAAUGCUAGGCAUCACCUGCAUAAACACUGGACAGUAGAGCUAUGUCUUUGCCUGUACUUUGCAGAAACCACAUAUUUUUAAAGCUGAAAUUCUUGACUGCUGCCUACACUUCUCUCAGGUAGGCAAUACUUAAGGUUUGCAGUUUAAACUUAGAAAUAGUAGUAUGUCAAUGAAUUUCAAAACCAAGGCAUAUUUUACCACUGUAGUUAUUUCAGUAAUUUCAAUAGAAAUUAAAGAGAAAAAAAAAACCAAGUGUUGGGAAAGGGAUAUUACAUGAAAGACCAGUGUUCCCUGAGCUUCCCCCACCCCCCCAUUGGGAAGGAUGUUUUCUGGUAAUAAUCAUGGGUCACUUUUCUAUGUAAAUUUUCUUUAGCAUUCUGAAGCUUCACUGUUUAUUCUGGGAGACUGUUUAAAUGCCAUAAAGAAAUAAUCAUUACCCUGUCAUUACCCUGUUAAUAAGCACAAUGUCAGAUCAGUAGUCUUUGGGAGAAAAGAACUUGUUUUCCCCAUUAACAAAUGUAUUCUUUCUUACAGAAUUUAAAUGUUAAGUAACAUAGCACUGAACUAGGGGAAAAUGAAGAAUUGUGAUUUCAAAGAAAUUCUUGAAAUUUAGUGUGUCUGACCCAAGAUGGUUACUGCAUGAAGUAUUUGUUUCCACAAAACAGACAAAGCAUGCUAGGAAUCUGAAAAUGCUACUCUGCUGACUCAGGAAAUUAUAGAAUGAUUAUCUGUUCUUUUCCACCCGUUUGCUGACUUGAGGAUUAACUGUUGCCUUACAACAUUACUGAAAUAAACUUUUUAACAUAUUAAUGAUUAUCUUUAAUAGAAAUCAAGUCAUGGUUAAUUUCCUAUAUCCUCAUGUUAGAAGUAUUUCAAGUCUGCAGAGAUUUUUUUUAAUUCCUUGUGAGUAACUCAAAAUGGAAAGAUUACUUCAACUGUAAUGCCUUGUAACUUUGAAAUGAUUCAUCUAAAUUUCACAGAAAUAAAAAUGACUUACUAGUUAGGUUUCA